AUGGCGAGCUCCGCUGAGGGCGGGCGUGCGCUGGCGGUCCUCGGUCAGGGCGAGCUUGCCGCGGUGGCUGUCUCCGACCAGGGCGAGCGUGCGGCGGUGGCUAUCUCCGGCCAGGGCGAGCGUGCGGCGGUGGCGGUCUACGGCCAGGGCGAGCGUGAGGCGGUGGUGGUCUCCGGCGAGGGCGGGCGUGCGGCGGCGGCGGUCUCCGACCUGGGCGAGCGUGAGGCGGCGGCGGUCUCCGGCCAGGGCGGGCGUGCGGCGGCCGCGGUCUCCGUCCAGGGCGGGCGUGCGGCGGCCGCGGUCUCCGGUGUCGGCGAGGCGGCAGCCUCCGGCAAGCGCAAGCAGUGCGACUGCGACUACAUCCCGGACUACCCAUGCACGGAGCGUCUCCGUUGGCGCCGGCUCCUUGCGUACCUCCGGGACAACUGCUACGACCAGAUCUACCAUGUGUAUGCCCUCAAUCUCAACCCCCAACACACCCACCCACCAAAAAUCCUCUUGCGAAUGAAUGCGGCCAAAAAUAAGUUGCAUGUGAUCUUCGACGUCGAGGACCUGGUGAAGCGGAUCAAGGCAGGCCAGCUCGAGGAGGCGUGUGACCACGUCAGGACCUUCGCACCCAUCUGGGAAUUGAGCAGCCACGCUGGACUCCUCACGCUCUUCCUCCAUUACCUCAUGGCCAUCCACAGAUUCGCCGACGGCGACACAGCCAAGGAAGGUGUCGUCCGCGACUGGUUCAUAAAGUUGUACAGGCAUCGUGCUGCGCUCUCUGAGUGUCCUUGCCUCGUCGCCCUUGUUACCGAUGUCCUCUCCCUUCGCACACUUUAUGUCAGGAACACUCUGGACUGGCAACUCGUCAGGAACAAGGCAGCGGAGCUGGUCGAGCAGAUGGUUUCUGAGAUGCCUGAGCUCAAGGAGAUGACGCGUUACCCGCUCGCCCAGAACGAGCUGUACGACGUAAUGCCCAUUAGGUGCAGCUUCCGUCCAAGGCGUCAAGUGAAGAAAGUAGGCAGCAAGAAGCAAGCAACAGAUGUUGCAAAGGUCUAUCUUGAGAUGAAGAAGAGGUUGGUUCCUUCAGCUCAGAUGGACUGUCAUGAUUAUUCAGAAAAAGUUUUGCGAGCUGGUCAGCGCAAGGUGCUCAAACAAGGCCAUCCAUCUGAAUAUUUAUCCAGAGGAGUUUUUACACUCAAGACUGCGCACGACUGUAAAUCCAUACCUGGCCACAUGAUGAUGGAAAAAGGACAUCGUCCUGAACAUGCAUCCAACCAGGAAAAGUUUUUUCAAGCUGUUCAGCCUAUGAUGCUCAAUCAAGGCCAUAGACCUGAAUAUUUUUCCAGAGGAGUUUUUCCAUUUGAGGCUUUGCAUGCUUAUAAAUCUAUAGCUGAGCGCAUGAAGAUAGAACAAGGACAUGGGCCUGAACAUGCAUCCAACCAAGCCAUGAAACGCCCGAGGUUUCUGGAGUCUCACCGAGACACUAUCCAUCAAGGAAAUGCUUUAAAGAGGCUACACAUAACUGGGAAUUUCGAAGAUCUGAAGCACGGCCUUGGCGUGUAA
Miscanthus lutarioriparius is the source of this 1551-nucleotide messenger RNA. Lineage: Eukaryota; Viridiplantae; Streptophyta; Magnoliopsida; Poales; Poaceae. The record is from the annotation of a GenBank genome assembly.